AUGGUCGCUUACGAGAUCUUUGACCAUAUUGAGGAAAAUUUUCCCUCGUUAGCAUAUGGUCUGAUAUUGGUUGUUUUAUCAGGGCAAAUAACUUUUGCUCAGAAUUGUUUCACUGGGGAUGAUCCUAUGCAGGUCACUGCAUCAGCAUCUCACAACAGAACCAUUGAAAGCCUUUACUAUCCCUCGGAUUACCAAAACAACACGGAAUGCAAAUGGAGGGUUGAAAUUGAAGACAAAUUCAACCUUCCCUUUGGAGGUUAUGUAAUUAAGGCUAUAUUCAAUGACUUUGAGUUGCAAGCUGGUCAAGACUCUUCAGUUCCUAGUUGUCCAUACGGUAACCUUACGUUUUAUGAUGGAUAUUCGGAAUCAUCUCCCCUUCUUGGAUCAUACUGCGGUACAGUCCAUCCUGAAGUUAUUUAUUCCACUGGAAAUAACCUGUAUAUCAAGCUCCAGACAGACAGUACAAACUCUUCGCGACGAUUCCGCAUAAGUGUUUCGGUGGUUGGAGCAGAGAAGGCGUCUGGAAUAUGCCGUCCAUCACGGACAGAAGGCAAUGCCAUUAUUGUCCAAGGUCAUUAUGGUACAAUAUUCAGCCCUGAUUAUCCUGUCCCAUACCAGGAUGAUACAACCUGUGUAUGGACGCUCUACGCUGCAGAUGGCGAUAGAGUGAAGUUAAGUUUUGUAGAUUUUGAACUUGGCCAAAGCGUUAUCGAUACUACAUACUACAGUUUCUGUGAUGUUAAAUCCGUCAUGGACUAUGUUGAAAUUCACGAUGGCCCGUCGUCUACGUAUAAACGUCUUGGUAGUUACUGUGGAAAAAAGACGCCCUUCGAUGUUUAUUCCUCUGGACGUCGCAUGUUGAUAAAGUUUCGUGCCAACCGUGAUGGUGUCCAAGCAAACAGAGGUUUCAAAGCACAUUUUGAGUCUGUAAAACCACGUAAGUUAACAGCUGUUUCACUUCUCUCAGGAGUCUCCACGCUUUCUGUGGCUCACUGGCAGAGCGUCUGGUCUAGUACUCGGAUUCCUUUUUCCAAAUAUAUCACAAUUGCACUUCUAUUGUUCUUAGUUUACGAUGCGGAGCAUUGUCUACCAGGAAACACCAACAAUCUGAAUCUGAAAUUAACUGGUUCGUAUGGAACUCUACAAAGCCCCGAGUACUACCCCCCGGAAUUGGUGUGUGAUUGGCUCAUCACUGUCCCGGAAGGGAGGAAAGUAGAGCUCAGCUUUGAAAGACUUGACUUGGAUUUUGAAACCGCCGAGCAUGGAUGCGAGGAUUACGUGCAGAUUCGUGAUGGAGAUUCAAAGCAGAGUGAUACGAUAGAGUAUUUCUGUGGUAAUGUAAUUCCAAAGCCCUUGAAGUCCAGCGGUCGGUAUAUGUACAUUCGUUUCUGUGCUGACAGUGUGUAUGACACACCACGCCGGGGAUUCAAGGCCACAUUCAAAGCCGUCAAGGAAUUCCGUAAGUUGGUAAUUUUAAAACUUAGGUAAUAUAACACCCUAGAAUGACUUCACAUUCUCACAACAAGUAAACUAUCAUAAAAGUAUAACGUUCCUAUUAGGC
Molecule: messenger RNA, 1561 nt
Organism: Orbicella faveolata
Lineage: Eukaryota; Metazoa; Cnidaria; Anthozoa; Scleractinia; Merulinidae
Product: dorsal-ventral patterning tolloid-like protein 1
Source: RefSeq, a predicted model, not a curated record